CCCUUCGACGACUCUGAUCCCACAUCAGAUAUCCUUCUAAUAUCACCUGAUGGUGUUUAUUUCUACGCUCACAAAAACAUCCUUUCCCUUGCGUCUUCCUUCUUCCAAGACUUAAUUCCUUUAGUCCAAGAUCCGAGCGAUGGCUCCUUGCCUGUAGUCGAUCUGACUGAAGGAAGCAAAACCAUCGACAAAAUCCUUCGUUUCUGCUACCUAAUCCCCGAUCCUUCUUUUGCUGACGUAUCCGAGGUCUACCAGGUCGCAGAAGACACGCACAAAUACCUCAUGAACGACGUAACAAGGCUUCCCAGUCAACUGAGGAAGUUUAUCGAUAUAUGCCCAUUGCAUGCCUCUGUCGUCGCUUGCAAGCUCAAUUGGAAAAGGGAAGUUGACAUUGCAGCGAGCAAGGUGCUGGCAGAGCCCCUAUUCUCCCACAAGGAAGACAUGCCGGAGCUC
Messenger RNA from Guyanagaster necrorhizus, 453 nucleotides. RefSeq lists its product as uncharacterized. The annotation marks the transcript as partial. The transcript has a single exon. NCBI's taxonomy places the organism in Eukaryota, Fungi, Basidiomycota, Agaricomycetes, Agaricales, Physalacriaceae. The record is from RefSeq and is a predicted model, not a curated record. Gene Ontology annotation, molecular function: protein binding.